Molecule: messenger RNA, 1174 nt
Organism: Exophiala mesophila
Lineage: Eukaryota; Fungi; Ascomycota; Eurotiomycetes; Chaetothyriales; Herpotrichiellaceae
Exons: 4
Coding region: 39-1085 (348 amino acids)
Molecular function (GO): oxidoreductase activity
Source: RefSeq, a predicted model, not a curated record
CCUUUCUUGAGAGUUGACAAGGUCCGAGAGGAUCGAGCAUGCCGAGUCACUUGUUACACGGCCGGGGCAGAGAAUUGAACAAGCCCAAAGCACCUUCACCUUCUUCAGCACCCAGCACAGCAGUAUCAGUUCACGUCGAUCGAGACGGCAGCGUGGUAGUUGUGAUACCCUCGGUUGAGCCCGAAUCGGCGACACCCCUCUCCUCUUUCUCACAUAGAUUCUUGGAUCUCCAAAUGGCGGCCAUCAAGGACUUCAACAACCUGUUCAGGCUGGAUGGCAAGAUUGCAGUGGUGACGGGCGCUUCUCGCGGCAUUGGACUCUAUACUUCGGCUGCUCUGCUGCAAGCCGGCUGCGAACUCGUGAUCAUCACAGCUCGAGACGAGACGAAUCUCAACAAUGCCGCAACGCAACUGAACGCCAUUCCCAACAUCGCCGGCAAAGCAUUGGCCAUGCCUGCCAACGUCGGGCAUACAGAUCAGAUUGAAAAGUUUGUCCGCGACGUCCAACAGGUAGUGGGUAGCAAGGGUGUGGAUAUCCUCGUGGCCAAUGCCGCGAGCAGUUGGGGUGGCCCAUUCGAGCCGUUUGAGGAUUGGAAGAGUCAGAAGACCCUGGACUUGAAUGUCCGAGGAGUUUUCAACCUGGUCAGAUUUAUGGUUCCACUGCUGCAGACCAACGCGACGGUAUCCUCACCAUCUCGAAUCUUGCUCACCUCUUCUGUUGGGGGCAUAAUAGUGCCGCAUGUGGGAGAACGAGGCGCGAUCAUGUACUCGGUGUCCAAGGCGGCAGUACACCACCUGGGUCGCAAUCUCGCGCUCGAGCUCGCACCCAAGAACAUCACCACCAACAUUGUCGCUCCGGGCUUCUUCCCCUCCCGCCUGGCCAACCCGCAAAUCAACUUUCUCGGUGGAGAGGACGUGGUGGGAAAGCAAAAUCCCCUCGGUCGACUGGGUCAACCUGCCGAUAUUGCCGGCGUGAUCGUGUAUUUGUGCAGCCCGGCUGGCGCGUAUAUCAACGGUGUAGACAUCAGUCUGGACGGAGGCGCCCGCUUGAGGGUUGGGACUCAUCCAGAGGGAUCCAAAUUGUAGCCAGGGACAGUCGUUCCCAAUGUGUUUUUGUUUAAAAAUUUGUGGCUGUAUAUAAUGCAAGAGAGAACGCAUACAUGCACGAGACUCAG